AUGUAUAAUAAUAAUAAUAACAAUAACAAAGUGCUCAUUUUCAUUUCUGUACUUUUAACUACAUUACUAUCACAUGUAUUAGGUAACACAGAAGGUAGUAGUUCCUACUCUCCAGUGGUUAUUUCCUUGCCAUCAUUUACAAAAGAAUGUUUUUACCAUGAUUUGCUAAGUGAUGAUGACGCUUUGGUGGUUAGUUAUCAGGUUUUAACUGGUGGGAAUUUUGAAAUUGAUUUUGAAAUAACUGCUCCAGAUGGAUCCAUAAUCAUUACAGAGCAUCAAAAAAAAUAUUCUGAUUUCUUGUUGAAGUCGUUUGGCUUAGGACAGUAUACUUUUUGUUUCAGUAAUAGUUAUGGUACUGCUUUGAAAAAAGUGGAAAUUACCUUAGAGCCGGAAAAAACAAUGGAUUAUUUGAAUACUGAAAAGGAAAACCCGGAAGAUAUGAUUGCCAAUAAUGCAGUUGAAGAAAUUGAUAGAAAUUUAGGCAAGAUUACCAAAUUGAUGAAUUAUUUAAGAGCUCGGGAAUGGAGAAAUAUGUCCACUGUUGAGUCCACUGAAAGUAGAAUUAUUUGGCUGUCCAUUUUAACGAUGUCUUUGAUGGUUGGUGUCAGCGUCUUACAAACACUGUUAAUACAAUUUUUGUUUAAAGACCGUCAAAAGAAUUUUGUGUAG
Saccharomycodes ludwigii is the source of this 669-nucleotide messenger RNA. It is a transcript of the gene ERP4, whose product is annotated as Erp4p. Gene Ontology annotation, cellular component: endoplasmic reticulum-Golgi intermediate compartment; endoplasmic reticulum; COPII-coated ER to Golgi transport vesicle. The record is from RefSeq and is a predicted model, not a curated record. The transcript has a single exon. Bases 1 to 669 code for a protein of 222 amino acids. Gene Ontology annotation, biological process: endoplasmic reticulum to Golgi vesicle-mediated transport; protein retention in ER lumen; Golgi organization. NCBI's taxonomy places the organism in Eukaryota, Fungi, Ascomycota, Saccharomycetes, Saccharomycodales, Saccharomycodaceae.